AUGGAAUGCGAUGUGUCGCCGCCCGUUCCAUCGGUGCAGGCGAACCGUUCGACGAAACAGCAACACAUCGGUGCAACGGUGGUAGUAACAACAGCCCCGGCAGCAAAAGGAACCACUAACAAUGGCAACAGCACUAGCAGCAGUACCGCAACAUCGUCAACUACUCUCAUCACCUCCACCACCACUACUACCGGUACUGCGGAGAUCCCAGUCGUCAGCGAUACAGUGGAAGAAUCCGCGAUGGAACCGACGACGACGACGGUGGAAGAUGAUGCGAUACCCUCGUCGUCCGUGGCGAUGGUUACCGGUACAAUGCACACCGCGGAAGGCGAUAUCGCCGACAUCAGGAAAAGCAAUAACAGUAACAAUAAUAGUAGAAAGACACACAGUCUUGCCGGCAGCAGUUCCUCCUCGGAAGCACCGGUUGCGGUGAUCGAAAUCAGCGAUCACAGUACGGCGGACGACAUUAGCUAUCCGGAGCUGGUCUCCUGCGUCGAUUCCGACAUCAACUGUGUGGUGCUGUCGGAUGAGUACGACACGUCGUUACCCUUGCGGGAAGAUGAUCCACUAAACAUUUCUACCGGUUCGAUCGAUAUGCUCUCCUCGUCUCAGUGCAGUACACCAGUGCCGCCAAUUUCGGCCACCAUGGUAACAGAGGCUAACACGUCCAGGCAGACAAGGAUAGCGACACCAACGAACACACCGAAGCAUAAUCAUCAUCUGCGUCGAAAUCUGCCCCGACUAGCGACUAGUCGGCAGCAAACGGUGACAGUGAAGCAACCUCAGUCGGGUGCUGGAAGUCGUGGCGGUGUGGCUUCGGCGACGGAAAAGCGGCAACUUCGACAGACAACGGUUGAGGGCAGUGGUGGUGCCGCAUCGACAAUGCGCGAAGUGCUCGCAUCCAUACCCGGGUUUAGCAUCAAGCCGCGAAGGCGCACGAACAAGAAGCUUUCGACCGCGGCUCAGCUCGAGCAAACGCGCGAAGGUUGCGUGGAUCUGGAGACGCCCGAUUCGAUUUUGGUGCACACGAACCUGCGCGCCCUGUUGAACAGGGAAACUUUCCAGCUGUUGCCACCGCUGUAUCAGUACAAGCUCGUUCAGUUGCUACCACCGGUCGAUCGGCCACCGUUACCCGAUGCGGGCCAGUGCGAACGUAACGGGAUCCGGUUGAAUCCAUCCGGUUUGAACAACGAAUUCUAUGCCCGGGCGUGCCAUGAAUGGCGCGAUCGGUUGGCGGAGGGUGAGUUUACACCGGAGGCGCAGCUAAAAAUGCGAUCGGAAGCGGAACGGGAGAAAAGUAAACUCGAUCCGUGGAAGCUAAAACACUUUGAACCGAUGUGGGGUGAUCGAAAGUAUGCUGGGUCGUUUUUUGGUGCAGCAGGGACAGUAGCUAAUCCGACACCACCGACACCACCACCGGUACCGGUAACAACGAUACCACCAGGGCCACCAUUGCCAUCUUCUUCACAACCACCCGUAGUAGAUGUAAUACUGGCGCAACAGUCAGCACCGGUACCGCAGACACCUCUAGUAGCCGCAAGCACUAUAGCUCCCACGGUUUCCAUAGUGCCACUAUCAAAAGCUGUUGCUAGUGGCAGUGCUACAAUCGUUACCGUGGCACGGCAAACGCAACCACCGGUUGCUGCUGCUCUCGCAUUACAUCCGCCCAGAGUACAUCCCGUCACGGCGAAGGUCGAUCCGAACGCGCGGUCCAUAGGUAAAAUGCAGGCUAUAACGUUUUCCACUGCGGCCGGUGUUAGACCGACGAACGUGGCCAGUAGUAGUAGCAUUAGCAGUAACACAAUCAUCACGUCCUCCACCGGAACAAUCAUAUUACCCUCGCGGACGACAAUAACAGUCACUUCCGGCAAUGCGUCGAAAAAUGGCGCUAGCGGUAGUGGCGGAAUGCUUAGAGGUAAUGUUGGAACCGGUGCCGGAGUUGUUGGUGGAUCGAACAGCGGGCUUACCGUGGUGCCGAUUAAUAUCCUAACGGGCGGUACUGGCAGUAGUAGCGCUGGUUCCAGUGCUGUGCAUACGAAUCGACCUGCUCUUAAGACCACGAUAAAGUUGCGACCAACGACAGCCAUCGCUACGAGUACAACCGCGGCGUCACCGUUUGGUGAAGGAAGCAAACAACAUCCAUAUUCCUUGGGUGCUCCUUCCGCGACGAAUGCGUCGGUCGUGAUUGGAACGUCGACGACGGCGGCUGUCGGAGGGACCAAACGAAUAUUACCAUCGGCUAUGAGUGUUAGUAGUAGUAGCAGCAGUACCGCAAUUAGCAGUACCAACUCGGUUGAUCUGAGCAGCACGACGACAUCUAUGAAUCUGCAAAACACCGGUUCGUUGCCGAUGUCGCCUAAACGGCUCCGUACGGUUGGGGCCGUGACAAGGUCGGCUCUGGCCGGUACGGGUACAACACAGCUGCUGCCCUCAUCCCAGCAUAACCCACUCCCAACAACGACCACGGCCAUAUCGGCAGGAUCUACAAUUACACUCGGUUCCCGCCCGGUGGUAGUGAAGGUAGUAGAACCGUAUCGUCCCUCCGCGAUGGUUCGUGCUGUCCCGGUUGAUCCGGCAAUUGCAGGUGUAGCAAGUGCGGCAAACCUAAAGCGAACUCACAACAGCCGAGCGUUGACGCCCGAACUAAGUAGCAAUAAAAUGUCGAAGCGGAAAACGGACGAUAACGAUGGUGUUGUUGCUGCCGGCGGUCUGCACCAAAUCAACAGCAGCAGUUGUGGAAGUUUUGCCGGCACCAGUUUGCACAGCAAUCCGCGACGAAUGGUGGCUGUUGUAACCGGUACCGCAACCGGCGAUGGGAACAGUGCCAGCAGUAGUACCAGCAUCAGCAGCAGCAACGCCGCAAUGUAUAUAAGCAGUAAUAAUAGUAUCAAUCGCCUUAUCACCGCCACCAGCAGCACAACAAUGCCCGCCACUUCCACCGACAGCCGAAGGAGCAGUAGUAGUGGCAGUGGAAGCAGUAAAAGAAGCAUCAGUAGCAGUAAUAGCGCUGGUGGCAAUAGCAAUAGCAAUAGUAGUAGGAUAAAUAUUAGUUGUAGUAGCACCACUAGUACCAUUAACUCGGAGGGUUUACUAAUCAUCAAUCCUACCACCAGUAACAACACCACCACCACGACGGCUACCGGCAUCUUACUACAGUCAGGUGUGAAAGGACAAAGACAAGAGGAAUGUGAUACGCGAAAGACGCCAAUCGAUGGCCGGAUAGCGUACCAUGAUGCAUCAGCGAAUGAGAAGCGCCGCCGAGGGCUUACGAAUCAGGCUAUUCCACCGGUGGCGGCAAUGGUUGGUCCGUCUAAAAGAAGAGUACCACGGCAAGGUCACAAAACUAACAGAAAUCGUCCCAGCAGUGGAUUGCUGACAUCAUCCGCGACCCCAACAACAACGAUCACGAUCGUUGAUGAUGAUGUGGAUGGACCGUCACGGAUGAUCGUCGGUCAAGGGGAGGAAGAGGACAGUCAUGAGGUUGACGAUGGACAGACUCCAGCAGUGCUACGAAGAAGAAUCGUAGGACCGAUGGUGAAUGGUGAUGUAAGCGAAAUGGACCGAAUAGGACGAAGCUCUUCACCGCCGCUCGUACCAUCGUCAGAUAUUAUCCUCGAGGAGGCGAUUGACUGUGGGGAUGUUGUGGACAAUAGUGGUGAGCAACAUUCUGCGGCUGGGAUACGGCUGAAGGGCGAUCCAACUGUUGCGAACUCUUCUCCAACAUUGCAAGAAACAGUCGAGCAGCAAAAUAUGAAUACUCGCGAACGACUUAUGAAUCUUAACCAUCUACACUCGAUAAGCGAUAGCGGUGGAACGACCCAAAUGAUUUACGAUCAAAAUACUGGUCAGGUCUACAGUGUCAUGUGUUUACCGCAGCCAGCAAAUUCCACUCACGGUAGUACCGGUGGCUUAAGUCUCCGAUCGCUGCCAUCUUCGUUGACCGUGACGGCUUUGCCGCAACAACAACAACAACAUCCGCCUCAGCAACAACCGCAGCUAUCUAUUUCAAACGAUAGCAGUAAUAGUAGCAGCGUUUCUACCACCGCCAUGAUGGCAGCGAGUGACAAUCAUCUGGAUGGCGGUGCAGUUGGUGGAGCUGGGGUGGGGAAUUGUUCCGGACCGAUUGUAAGUACGUUCGAGAACGUGCUCCGUCAGAAUGUGGUGGAAGGUGGUGGUUCCGAUUUGUUAAUGAUCAAUCAGGGCAAUCAGCAAAGCAAUGUCGGGUUGCAAACGACACGCCGAGAGGAUAAUAGUAUUGCGACAGGUGUGGAAGUUUUUGGUAUGAAAGAGGAACGGGCCGACGAUGAGGAAGACGAGGAGGAGGAAGAUGAUGAAGGUGAUGGGGAGCAGGUCCAUACCACUACCACUACGACCAACACUGCCGACGAAGAAGAGGAGGAGGAAGAGGAGGAAGAGGAGGAGGACAUAGGAGAGCAGUUGGAGGAAGAAAACGGUGCGGAUGAUCCGGAAGGACACGAAAGCGAGAUUAUUCGGCAAGGUUUACAAAUGCAUGAGGAUCUGGAUGUGCAUUGCGAGGUUGACGAGAACAACACUCCAGGCGAGUGUUUCAAUGGUGAACUAAUCAGAACCGCUUCAGGUGUCGCAAUCAGCAGUAAGUUAGGUAGUUACGGGCAGGCGAAUCUACAGCACCUACACCUGCACCAGCAGCAUCACAAUAAUCAUCUGCAUGCGCAUCACCGCCAUCAGACAGCAGUUGGUGGUGGUAUGUUGAAUAUGAAUUUGACUGGAUUUCAUCACGACCAUGAGCAUCUGCACCAGCAACAGCAGCAGUUGCAGCAACUGCAGAGUAAUGCUGCCAUUAGCUCACCAUCCGGAUCCUCAGAGCAAGGGCUCAUGAUGAUGGUGACGGCAACCGGGGACGGGAGUGAGGAUCCGGCUGGGCUGUCAUCGAACAGCGGUGACGUGAUGGUGAUGACGAGCAACUACUGUGAUAAUCUGUCCGCCGCCGAUGAAGCUGACGGCGAGGACGAAGAAGAGGAAGACGAGAAUGAGCAAUGUGACAUGCUGGUCGAGGGCCGUCGAGAAUUUCAUGAGGAUGAGGAGCAGAGAGAUGACCAUGAUCAUCACCACGAUCGACUGCUGCUGGAUGCGGGCAGUAUUGGCAUUGGCAUGGAGGAGGAAGCAGUGGGCACGAUCGUGGAUCAGUACGGGAAUCAUCACCAUCCGAGCCAUCUGAACCAUCACGGUGUUAUUGUACCGCAAGAUGGUUCAGAAGUUGAGGAGGAAGAGGAGGAGGAGGACGUGGAAGAGGCCAACUUCGUGCUAGAUCAGAUGCAGCAGCUACAGCAACAGUUUCAUCUUGCUGGUGGACAGAAUCAACAUCUGCAGCAAGACUUGCUGCAGAACCACCAAUCGCUGGUGACGUCUUCUGGCGGUAUUGGUACGGGGGGAGAUGACGCGCAGAUGCAUCUAUUCCACGGAGCGGGAGGUAUGUUGCUGGAAGGUAGCGAUGGGCUUGUAACUGACAGCCAGCAGGGUUGUGUGGAGGAGAGUUGUGACGGCGAAGAACAAACAGAGCAUCCACAGCAUCAUCAGCAGCAGCAGACACAACUGGGCGUUCAGGGAGAAGAUGAGGCUCAAGAUGGUCAACAGAUGUUGCAGCAGCAACAGCAAGCAUCUGUUCAACAUCAACAGCAUCCAUAUGCAAAUAAUCAUCAACAUCAGCUAGUUGAAAAGUAUAUCGACGAGAUGGAUACAAUCGGUAGUACUGGUGCAAACAUUGUGGGCGACGGAAGUGAUCCUGGCGCUGGAUACGUCAUGGACACAAGCAGUGGCGAGAUGAUUAGGACAGAAACUGUAGAACACAGUCAUGAUCAUGGGAUGAUAACGAUGGAUCAGGUGGAGACUGUUGAGCAAAACGAUCAAUCAGCGCGCACUGAUACGGAUAUGGGCGAUCGAAGGGAAUCUCCGGUCUUUGAAGAUCAGUACGUUACGCACGACGUUGGUCCAACCGUUGAGAUUGUGGACGACAUUCUCCAAAAGGCAAACGAAUUCGACGACGAUGAGAAAGAGAUUUUCGAUGCAAGCCGGAUCGUUGAGACAAUGCCAGAGACUCGUGAAGGGUCGGAAAAACAACCGAGUGUAUCGCAGUACAGUAUGGGAUCGUUAAUGGUGGCACCCGAAGUAACCGUAAGCACACAAUCAAACGAGUGUACAUUUUCGUCGUCGAUCGGUAACAGUAGUAGUCUGCCAGUGCUGGCAGCAAAACGUACGACCAUUUUGGUGGUAGAAGAUUGCAUAUCGACAAAUGGUUUGCAUUCCCCGUACGAACCAGCAGAACGAUUCGCGAGAAGACGGUCACUAAACGGUGUAGAAAACGUACUGCCUUCCGUACCGAUGGUAAAGUUCGAACCGCGAGCCGACACCAAUAGCAAUGCCCUUGUGGGGCGGAAGUGUAGCAACGAGUUCUUUCACGGUGAAGAUACAGGUGCGCCGGAAGUGGAUGAAGAUGGAGGCAAUGAACAUAAGAGCGCCCAUGUAGAGGGCGUCGAAGAAGUGGUUGCAUCCACAUGUGGCGAUUGGCCUCAGUUCAAAAUGGAAAUGAUGGAUACAACGAAGAUGAUGGUAGUAGAUCAUCAUCAGCUCGUAGACGGCAAUAACAGUAUUAUCAUUUCGCCCAUCGGUACGUCAGGGUCGGCCACGAUGAUACCUUCACCCGGCACAGCAACACUGCAACAGCAUCAGCAGCAACAACAACAGCAACAGCUCCAUAAUUCACAAUCUCUUCAUCAACAUCUACCAACACCGAAUCAACAGCAACGCACAAUACAACAACCAUCCGCAACACCAAUAUCAAUGGCAAACACUGCAACGCUGGUACAACAAAUAUCCACUCACAACCCCCUUCAGCAGCCGCACCAACGGCAGCAACAGCAGCAACAACAACAGCAACUGCAUACCUCUGGGGGUAACCCAGUUGCCACCACAGGGAUCAGUUUUUUAGCUCAUCAUACUCAGCCCACCGUACAAACCAUGACGCCCGGGUCAGCUACAACCGUGUUAAGUUCGUCGCAGCAUCCACAGCCUCCGCCGCAGGGCUUAAGCAUAUUUCAACUGCAGCCUCAGCAGCAGCAGCAGCAGCAGCAACAACAACAGCAACACCACAGUCCGCAAUCGGUUUUAGGAUGCGGUAGCAGUACAAUUCAACUAACAUCAGAGAUUAAAGAUGGCAUUCGCAACAGCAUGUUAAAGACGGAACCAGGUGUGAGUUACACCACAAUUCGCCAAGGCAACCAGCUCGUAACGCGUAUCAAGUUGGAUAGCGACGACAGCCAACUACAGGCUCAGCAGCAACAACAGUCUCCGCAAAGCUUUCAAACACAGUUGGGGAAAGUGAACGUGGUCACUUCUUCUCCUCUCAUUUCUUUGGGCCCAAACAGUCAAGACAAUCUGACGCGCGUAAUCGAGAGUGUUGCUGGGAAUUAUUCUUCCGUCGCUGUUAGUGGUCAGCAGCUUGGAACCGCACAGCAACAGCAGCAACAGCAACAGAUUGUCACAAAUCAGCAACAACCGCAAUUAAUACAGCACGUACAGACUGCGUCCGGACAUCAGCUGCGGUACGAAAUGGAUCCGACGGUAAUGCAGCAGCAACAGCAAUCUUCGUCUCCGGCUCAACAGCAUCUGAUACAACAACAGCAACAGCCAAAGUUUAUCCUUACAUCUCGACCGUUGGGCGCAGUAGGCGCGUCGGCAGCCGGUACGAAGCUGCCACUUACUGUCCAGGCGACAAAUGUGAUACCUCAUAUGCAGAGCCCCCAGUUCAUCCAGACCCAAGAUCAACAGAUGCAGCUUACGAAUCAACCCACCGUUAAGGCGUUACAGCAACCGAUCCAGCUUCAGAAAAUUAUAAUGGCAACGCCGGCGAUUGGCCAGCAGCAGCAGCAGCAACAACAACAGCAGCAACAAAGACCACGAUUGCCUCUACAGCGUACACAAUAUGGCGUGCAAGCCAUUCAGCAACCGCAGCAACAACCACAGCAACAACCACAACAAUUUCAGCAAAUACAGCAAGCCCCGAAAGUAUCACAACAACCUACCCCAACUCAAUCCCAGCAGCGCUUCCAACAAAAAUAUGUCACGAAUCAACUGAUUCGGGGACAGAAUGCAUUUCUAAUGAACAAUGUGCAUCAUUUGCAGCAGCAACAAACGCAGCAGGUCGCAGGCACUGUUGGAGCGAAUGUGAUCGUUGGAGCGACGAACGUCACUCGAACAAAGCGAUCAAAUGAUGCAACCUCUGGUACGGUUGGUACGAUUGGUGCCGGAAAUGGUACCGCUGGUAAUGGUAAUGGGGGAAGCGGUAAUAGCAGUGGUUCCGGAUCAUCUUCUGGCGGAAGUAAGCGUGGUGGACGUUCGAGCAGCUCGCGGCUACCGCCCGGUGCAGUUAAUCUCGAACGAAGCUACCAGAUCUGCCAGGCAGUGAUACAGAACAGUCCGAACAGGCACCAGUUGAAGGCCCAGCUGAAAUCGCCGCAGGCUUUCCUAGCCGCUUCCAAUUCCAAUUCGAACAGUAGCAUCAGCAGCAUUGGUAGCACGGGAAGCAGCAGUAGCAGCAGCAGUAGUAGCGGUGUUUCGGCCAGCAGUAUUAUUGGCAACAAUACCAAAGAGGAUGCAAACAGCAGCAACAGCAGUGGCAACAGUAGUGCCUUUGGUGGAGUAUUGGGUAUUGGAGGAAAUAAGGUCUCACGUCUCGUCAACUCAAAACGUACCGCUUCCGUAGGGGGUAGACCGCAAUCGUCAAUUGUCGUACGUCAAGUGUAUACGGGUGGGGCCACCGGUGCUGCAACGUCAUCUACGGCGGCUAAUACUUCAGCCACCGCUGCCAGUCAGUCAAAUCCAAUCAGUAUUAUUACAGCCACCCAAUCACAACACCAGCAGCUCCAUGCGCUCGGUGAACAGCUUCAACAGCAUGGACAGAUUAUCAGCGUGAGUGCUGCACCAACGAUCGUACAUGCUACUGCCGCAAGCAACAAUAACGGGACAAGCGGUGGAAACGUUAAUGCUGGUACUGGUGGCACCCCAAUCGGUACAGGGAACUUCGGUGGGAAGUAUUUAUUGGUACAGCGUGCGGCACAUAUAGGAGAAAUAGUAACCCCACGGGCUGCCAGUGCACCACCGACGCAUAAUCAGAUACAAAUCCAUCAUGUUCCUGCUCCUCCUCAAGCGCAACAACAACAGCAACCGCAGCUCCAUCAGCAAAUGGCCGCUGUGCAGCAGCAACAAAUAUCGCACCAGGUGCAGCAUCAUCUGCAACAGCAACAUCAGCAUCAGUUGCAGCAGCAGCAGCAUCAGCAGAGUCAGCUGCAGCAGAUAGCGGCUGGUGCGAACGCCGUUGCGCCUGCCGCCAGCCUACAGGCGGCGAUCACCCGCCGAAUACCGUCCACCCACGUGAUUACCUACGGUCAGGAUGCUCAUCUUAUCGAUCCAACAGCGGCGUCCGGCAACAAUACCGAUAGCGGUGGCGCGGGAAGAAGAACGACAGCGGAAGACGGCACGGGAUCUAGUGGAACGUCGGUGGUCUACGUGGACAGUACAACGUCCAAUGCCGUAGCAGAGAUGCCACAUCAACAGCAAUUCAGUCAACAGCAAGGACUUCUGGACAGUUGCGGAAAUGGCGUUGUUGCAGUGAACGGAGAACCAAUGGAACUGAGGGGUGCUGGAGUCAACGAGCUGCAUACUACCCAGUCAUCUAGCGGGACAGCGAGUAUGUUAGUAUCACCAUCGGGCAUCUCACCGCAUCAACAGCCGCAGUUCAACGAGCAGCUGAUUACUGGUGGUGGCCAAACCGCUCAAAAUAGUGCCGCAAUGAACUUGGACGGGGUUGAUGGAUUCAUCAAUAAUGACGCUGCAGGUAGUCAUCACACUGCUGCUGGGAUAGAGCCAUCAUAUGCCGGUACCACCGGAGACGGGUCUGCUGUUGAUCCGCAACAACAGGAGAGUAUUUCCAGCACGGAGAAUGAUAACGACACACCCAACUCCUCCUCAUCAUCGCAAGCCGCCGGUAAUGAGGCGGAAGAUGACGACGAUCGGAACGGUACAACAGAACCAGUCGAUGGAACUGUUGGGGACUGUUUGUGUUCCCUUAACGCGAUGGUUAUCUGCCAGCAGUGUGGUGCCUUCUGUCACGAUGACUGCAUCAGUGCAACGAAACUAUGUGUGUCCUGUGUAGUGCGCUAG
Molecule: messenger RNA, 10194 nt
Organism: Anopheles marshallii
Lineage: Eukaryota; Metazoa; Arthropoda; Insecta; Diptera; Culicidae
Gene: Asx
Exons: 7
Coding region: 1-10194 (3397 amino acids)
Biological process (GO): positive regulation of transcription by RNA polymerase II; animal organ morphogenesis
Cellular component (GO): PR-DUB complex
Molecular function (GO): DNA binding; chromatin binding
Source: RefSeq, a predicted model, not a curated record